Messenger RNA from Pseudocercospora fijiensis CIRAD86, 2864 nucleotides. RefSeq lists its product as uncharacterized. The record is from RefSeq and is a predicted model, not a curated record. The coding region runs from base 333 to 2429 and encodes 698 amino acids. Gene Ontology annotation, molecular function: protein tyrosine/serine/threonine phosphatase activity. Lineage: Eukaryota; Fungi; Ascomycota; Dothideomycetes; Mycosphaerellales; Mycosphaerellaceae. Gene Ontology annotation, biological process: protein dephosphorylation; nuclear DNA replication. The transcript is spliced from 4 exons.
CUCGUUGUUUCUCGACGCUGCUGCCGUGAAUGCCACGCCUGCUGCUUAUACCAUCUCCCACCUUGAUCGCUGUUGCUGCAACGACGUAACGGCGACGCGACGCCAACUUGAUACAUUCCGCAGCCCACAGCCUACUUUCCCCGCGACCGCGACCACGACACGCUACCCUACGCUUUUUCACGACUCGCUAAUUGUCCGGGUCUCUUGCGUGGACGAUCCCCAACGCCCACCUCAGUCUCGGUGAAUCUGCACUUCGUGAACGAUAGACACAAGCCCCUUCCAGCGCAGCGCACUGAGGCUACCGAGAAUCGCCGCCUAUCACUUAUGCGAGGAUGGCCACGACCGUGCUGACGAGGCCAUUGGAAUCGCUACGCACCGCAACACCUCCACCCCAGCUAUCCAUCAAUACCUCAACCCGAGGGACACCGGCGCCUGUCCCCAACAAACAUAUACCCUUCUGCUCACCCGGUCCUCGACCAGCCGCUCGUCAGCUUGAUACCCCGCCGGCCUCUCCGCCCUCGCCAACACAGUCCAUCGGGACAACUACCUUGACACAUCCACCCAUUGCCUUCGAGAAAGUCUUCAAUGACCCUCCAGUGUACUCUAUAUCAGCCGAGAAACUGUCUGAAGCUCUCGACCAUUUAGCUUCGCAACCCUUACCCGCGCCAAAGCAAGUCUUUCCAUGGCUUCACGGCCUGCAUGCCGACAACUCAUUACAACUGGCUUUCUUCAUAGCACGAAAGAAGUCGCUACGACGGACUCCAGCAUGCAUUCGAGCCAUCACUGUCGUGAAAGCAGGCGGUGAUCUGUCGCUUUGUCGCAUCAAGGGAGCAAUCGCUCCUGAAGAGUUGUUGAAGCCCUUGCCGGCUGCCAAGACUAAGCAGAUCGAAGAGCCCGAGUUCAUAGAGGCAGACCCCAAAGAGGGCUUCAGCGUCAGGAACUUUCACAUCCAGACUGCCAAGAUGGCCACCGUGAGCGAUAUCAUUGUGUAUGGCGAUGAGAAGACACCGCGAGAAGAGGUCGCCCGACUGGCGAAGAGGAUCUCGAGGGCUCAAUGGGUGUGGCAGAAGAAGGUGGAGGGCUCGAACAACACCACGCGAUCGUUCAAUACAUUCAUCCUGUCAUUCAUGGACUUCUUCCACUGGGAGCGCCUCGAAAUGUGCUCCAUGUCGGCUCCUAGUGAGAUCGCGCCUAAUGUCUGGAUGGGGCCUACACCGGAUCCAAACCUGGGAUGGGGCACUGAUGGCCUUGAUCUUUCUGACGAGCAGCAAAAUUUCGACAUACUUGUCGAAUGCAGCGAUAUCGCGCACAUUCCGGAGGACAAGUCUUUCAAGUACAUUGAAGACGCCCUGGAUCGGCGAGAGCGAGCCGACGUGAGCAAAGAGGGAAUGCUGACUCAAAUCGAAUUCCCAGGCUCAGGGGCCAUCAUGCUACCUACCUGGUCGCAGGCUGAAGUUGAUGGACUGCUUGCAAUGUGCCAGUGGAUUCACAACCAAGCUAAUUGUUCCUCGGGCAACGAGGCAAGAAAGCGUCGAGACAGCAAGCUGUCGCUGACACCGCCCCUUGAUGCCGAUGGCGAUAGUUUCAUGCGCAGUAGCGAGACGCGUGACUCGGGCAGGAAGAUCCUCAUCCACUGCACCGACGGCUACACGGAGACUUCACUCCUCGGAUUGGCCUACUACAUGUAUGCCAAUUGUGUUCCAGUCCACGAUGCUUGGCUGGAAUUGCAUCGCGAAAAGGGACGCAACUUCUUUGCAUACAGCUCAGAUGUCCACUUAUUGCGAGCGAUCCAGCCACGCAUCUUGCAGGCAUCCCCAAAGCACACCGGCGAUGUCCGCUCUUUGUGUCCAGCUUCGCCCGAGUGGUUGGAAAAGAUGGAUGGCUCGCUGCCGAGCAGAAUCUUGCCAUACAUGUAUCUGGGCAACCUUGGGCACGCCAACAACCCUGGUCUUCUGAAGGAGCUUGACAUUGGUCAGAUUUUGAGCGUGGGUGAACCAAUGACGUGGCCAAGCGAAGUCAUGGAGGAAUGGCCGAAGGAGAAUCUGAUGUUCAUCGAUAAAGUCCAGGAUAAUGGAGUCGAUCCUCUCACUGAUGAUUUUGGUCGAUGUUUGGAGUUUAUUGAAAACGGUCGCAAAAGAGGCAUCAAGACGUUGGUGCAUUGUCGCGUAGGGGUCUCUAGAUCCGCGACGAUCUGUAUCGCCGAGGUCAUGAACGAGCUGGGCUUGUCACUACCUCGAGCUUAUUGUUUUGUCCGAGCGAGGCGUUUGAAUGUUAUUAUUCAACCACAUCUUCGUUUUGCAUAUGAACUCCUCAAAUGGGAAGAGUUUCAAUGCCAGAAGCGCGGCAAGCCGCUACGCCGCGAACUCGAAUGGGCCACUAUUUCCCGUGAGAUUGCGGCCAUGAAUAAGCCGUACUCGCGGCAGGGAUAGCGUCUCGAUCAAUUACGACCGCGAUGCCUUCCUUUCUCGUUCGACUGGGUGCUCGAAAAGCUUGAUGGUUGGAUUCCAAGCUGGAUACCGAGAGACAUGUCGGAAUUGUUGAUGAUCUACGAUGUUACGAAGAUGUAUUUUGCAUGAUAUUUAUGCUGGCGAUUGGGGAUUCUUUUUUUUCGCUUUGGAGCGGGCUGUCGGAAUUCCAGCCUGCGGGCGGACGGUUUUGACUGUCAUUGUUUUUUUAUUCUUGUUCUUGAUGGGGCCUGGGAAUGGGUGUAUGAGUGUGCUUGAUGCAGGGCACCGCCGGUGGAUGCGCGGACUGCGGACUGCGCUGGAAAAGCUGGCUCUUUUUCACUUCUUGGGAUUGUGUUGUUGGUAUGGAUGGGAUCGGUCGGACUUGGUAGAUGAUUGUGAGUGAUGGUGUCAGAGGCG